Cucurbita pepo subsp. pepo (vegetable marrow) is the source of this 1350-nucleotide messenger RNA. RefSeq names its product Pseudouridine synthase family protein. Lineage: Eukaryota; Viridiplantae; Streptophyta; Magnoliopsida; Cucurbitales; Cucurbitaceae. Gene Ontology annotation, molecular function: RNA binding; pseudouridine synthase activity. Gene Ontology annotation, biological process: tRNA pseudouridine synthesis. The record is from RefSeq and is a predicted model, not a curated record.
CGAAGCAAACCUCCAUCGUCUACCUUGGGAACUUGUUCAACUCAUGGCGGAGUUCAACCUUUAAACUUCCGCGAGAACACUUGCUACAUUGUUUAAGCUUUGGAAUCAGUGUUCGAUUCUCAUAAUCUUGGCGGGAGCGGCGGAAAUCAAUGACGGAGAACCAGAAGCAUAGGCUAGAGUUCAGUUCCGAUUCAUCACCUCAAAGGCCAUUGAAAAUUGGAAAGACUACGAACGAAGAUCUCCCUGGCGAUAAGGAGGAAGCAGAAUCCAUGAACCGUAACCCUGGAAUCCAACGCUACCUUGUCGCAGUCGAAUAUAUAGGAACUCGUUUCUCUGGUUCUCAGCAGCAGCCCAACUGUCGUACGGUGGUCGGCGUGCUUGAGGAAGCGUUCCGGAAGUUUAUCGGUCAAUCAGUUUCAGUGUUUUGUUCUAGCAGAACUGAUGCUGGAGUACAUGCCUUAUCAAAUGUUUGUCAUGUUGAUGUUGAGCGCAUAAGCAAAAGAAAGCCCGGAGAAGUGUUACCACCUCAUGAACCGGGUGUCGUUCGCAGGGCCGUGAAUCAUUUCUUACAGAAAAAUGACGGUGAUGUUACGGUAGUUGAUGUUCGAAGUGUUCCUAAUGAUUAUCAUGCUAGAUAUAAAGCUCAAGAGCGUACAUACUUUUAUCGGUUAGUUUCUGGGCCAGAAACUUUGUCAAGCUUUGACAAGGAUCGAGUAUGGCACGUGCCCGAGAUACUGAAUAUUGGAGCCAUGCAGGAGGCAUGUAAAGUGCUUGUUGGGCAUCAUGACUUUAGCUCCUUCAGGGCAGCUGGUUGUCAGGCAAACUCCCCAAUGAGAACUCUUGAUGAACUAGACGUUUGUGAGGUGGUUUCGACGCCUUAUUUUCCAUCGUCAAUGGAGCGAAAGCAAAGGCAGGGCAAAGAAGAAUGCGAGAAUGAAGUGCUACAUUCUGAAAGUUACGAGGUUGGAUUUGGGAUCAGGAGAAGGCAUCGUUGUUUCGUUGUGACAGCACGAGCACGCUCGUUUCUCUAUCAUCAGGUAAGACUGAUGGUUGGCGUUCUUAAAGCGGUCGGAACCGGAGAUCUAACCGUAGGAGAUGUAGAAAGAAUCUUGGAAGCGAAGAAUGUGAGUUCAGCAAGUCCGAUGGCUCCUGCUUGUGGACUCUACCUAGGACAUGUCAAAUAUGAUCUACCGCCGCCACCGACAGCGCCCACUGAAUGAAACCGGAGGUUCCUUUCUUUUCAUUUCCAAUGUUAUUUAUUUGUAUUGAUUGCCAAUGCAACUCUCCUUAUUGUUGACAUUCGAAAAUCUAUAGUUGAGCUGAACCCAAUCCCAAUCCCCAUCCCAUUCU